Molecule: messenger RNA, 1293 nt
Organism: Salvia hispanica
Lineage: Eukaryota; Viridiplantae; Streptophyta; Magnoliopsida; Lamiales; Lamiaceae
Source: RefSeq, a predicted model, not a curated record
AUGUCCUCAAGGAAGGUAGUGGCCAAGUCCUCCGGCCAGAGGAGGAGGAGGAGCCCUCGAAUCUCAGCCCUCGAUAAUCGUCUAAAUUUAGAUGAUACAGCUGCAGCUUUACCUCCACUCUCUAAAUUACCCAAACAAGUCUGGAAGGGUGCUGAGAGUCCCCAAAACGAUGACUUCGUGGAUUGGAGAUCUCUCAAGCAAAAUCAAGACCAUGACCAUGACCAUGAUCAUGAUGGCAACGGAGUAAUGCCAGCAAAGCACACACUCGAGCUUGUUCUUGAUACACUGCAGAGGAGAGAUACAUAUGAGAUAUUUGCUCAACCAGUUGAUCCUAAUCAGGUUGAGAAUUAUUACGAGAUCAUUAAAGAGCCUAUGGACUUUGGCACAAUGAGGGCUAAACUCCAUGAAGGGAUGUACCAAAAUCUUCAACAAUUCAAACAUGAUGUGUUUCUCAUACCAGAAAAUGCAAUGCAUUUCAACUCCUCCACCACCACCUACUUCAGACAGGCGCGUGCUAUACAUGACUUAGCUAAUAAGGUCUUUCAUCUCCUUAACACAAAUCCCGAAAACUUUGUCGAGGGGACAAGACGAAGAUCUAUGAGGAAAACAUUAUGCGAUUCCAUCCCUAAGCCCCCUGCUUCAGCAUUUCGACCAAAUACCCCUGGUAGACCGUCGAAUUCUCAAGUAGAAGAUAGGAGGAGAGAGACAUACUUGUGCAAGGCGGAGGAUGCAGCGGGCUCAACCACUUCCAAACCACUGAUUCUGGGAGACAUUAGCUACGAGGAUAGCUUAAUGAUGUAUGUAAAGGAUUUGGGACCAAUGGCCCAAAUGGUUGCAAUGCGGAAGCUACUAGGACAGCAUGAAACAAAAACUUGCCCCAAACCAAAACAAUUCAAGACAUUCCGCGACUUUGCUCCUGCAGGCUGCAACCCCUUUACCAAAGCCAGCAACACAGCUCGAGAUGGGGAAGAAGCAAAGUUGGAACAAAAGAGAAAAGACAAGAAAGCCACAGCCGUGGUUAAAGAUUUGAAUUGUUCAUCGAGACCGGUUAUACUAGCUUUAGAGAAUUGCCAUUCUGAAUACAAGUCCAGAAACAAGAAAAUCUGCAAUGUAUCAGCAACUCCCAAACCUGUCUGUGAUGAAGCUGCUCCGCAGAAGCCAGAGAAGAAGCAUUUGCCAUUAUUAUCCCACUUCACUUUCGAUCUUCCCUUCUUUAAAGCGCGGCUUGAGCAGAUAAAUGCAGUGGAGAUGGGGUUGAAGAGGAAGAAACCGGGGCUCUCGAUUUAUCAAUGA